Guillardia theta CCMP2712 is the source of this 1122-nucleotide messenger RNA. RefSeq lists its product as hypothetical. Bases 1 to 1122 code for a protein of 373 amino acids. The record is from RefSeq and is a predicted model, not a curated record. NCBI's taxonomy places the organism in Eukaryota, Cryptophyceae, Pyrenomonadales, Geminigeraceae. The transcript has 15 exons.
AUGAAGGCUUCUACUUUCAUGGCGCUGGCGUCGUUGGCAUUCCUUGCGGCGCUCGCGAUCCUCCACCCCGUCACUGCCUUUUCCCCUGCUCCUGUGCUGAGGGAGUCCAGAUCUCUCUCGCUCCGCAACAGCCUGUCACGCAGAGUGGUCUGCUCUGCUCAGGAUUCUUCCCAGCUGGACAACUUGAAGCGCAAGGCAACCGCCACCAUCUCUGGAUUUUUGGUCGCUUCCUCGAUCCUCACUGGGACCGUGCUCCCCGUCGCAGCCCAGGCUCCCGCCAAGGAGCUCACUUUCGAGCAGAGAGCAGCUGAGGCUGAGAAGCGCGCUCAGGCUGCUGCGGCCAAGGCCAAGGCUGCCAAGGCUGCUCUGGAGAAGGAGUUGAAGGACCGUGCCGAGAAGGAAAAGAAGGCGCGCGAGGAGGCUGAGAGGAAGCUCCGAGAGGAGGAGAAGAAGGCAAAGGAGGCCAAGAAGAAAGCCGAGGAUGAGAUCAAGAAGGCUAAGGCUGAAGCUGAGAGGAAGAAGAAAGAGGAGGCGAAGAAGAAGGAGGAGGCGAAGAAGGCUGCGGAGAAGAAGAAGCAGGAGGACGAGAAGCGGGCCAAGCAGAUCAAGGAGCAGAAGGGCAAGGUAGAGAAGGCCAAGAAGGAGGCCAAUAGCGCCAAACAGGCUCUUGACAAGAAGACUGGCGAGCUCAAGAAGCUCUCCGAGAGGUUGAUCUCCAGCACCAGCAAGUUCGAUGACCUUGAGAAAGCACUGGAUGCUGCUCAGAGCGCCAAGGACCUCAAGAAGGAGGAGCGUCUUCUGAAUGACAUCGGCAACAUCGAGAACGAGGUCAAGAAGAUCAAGCAGGAGGAGUCGAAGCUCAAGUCGGAGCAGUCGAAGCUCAAGGGUGAGUUCGACAAGAAGGCUUCCGUCGUCACCUCCGAGGAGAAGAAGCUUGCUAGCCUCACCCCUGCUCCCAAGGCAAGUGCCCUCCUCCUCCUCCUCCCUCCCUGUCUGACAACACGACAGGAGGCCCCUAAGAAGCAGGAGGCCCCUAAGGUUGAGGCACCCAAGGCCGCUGCCCCUGCCCCUGCUGCCAAGGGAGCUGCUAAGACGGAAGCUGCUCCUGCCGCCAAGAAAUAG